Exophiala spinifera is the source of this 798-nucleotide messenger RNA. RefSeq lists its product as uncharacterized. Bases 1 to 798 code for a protein of 265 amino acids. Gene Ontology annotation, biological process: regulation of transcription by RNA polymerase II; regulation of cyclin-dependent protein serine/threonine kinase activity; DNA repair. The transcript has 2 exons. Gene Ontology annotation, cellular component: transcription factor TFIIH holo complex. The record is from RefSeq and is a predicted model, not a curated record. Lineage: Eukaryota; Fungi; Ascomycota; Eurotiomycetes; Chaetothyriales; Herpotrichiellaceae.
AUGAGGGAAAUCUCUGUAGCUGAUGAUCUACUCCUAGGAGCGAACAAAUGUCCUGUUUGUGGCAGUGACCCUCGUACACAUCCCGGACUGCGGUUCAAGAUCAACACGAAAUGCUAUCACCGAAUAUGUGAAGGUUGUGUAGAUCGAAACUUCUCCAGUGGCAAAGCCGAAUGCCCCGUAGCAGGGUGCCAUGUGAAUCUCUGGAAACGAGAAUGGCGACCACAGACUUUUGAAGAUCUCAAGAUCGAGCGCGAAGUGGAAAUUCGGAAGAAUGUGGGCAAGACUCUCGACCGUCGGGAAGAGGAAUUUGAAACAAAAAGAGACUACGAUGAUUAUCUCGAACUGAAAGAAGAGCUCAUCAUGAACCUAGUCCUCAAGAUCGACGUCCAAGCUACAAGACGAAAGCUGAAGGACUAUGCCAUCGCAAAUGGUAUCAAAACGGAUACCAACGAAACCACAAAUGAUCCUGGAACGACAAGACCAGUGAAACGACAGAAUGUGCCUAAGGAUGCCGCAGAUCCAAGUGGCUUAAUCAAGGGCUUGAAGCCGGUGAUCGCGCCCCAACCCAAGGCGCCUUACGAUCCAUUCAUGGGCAUGCCACGGACGAGAGACUACUAUCAAGUCAAGGAGAGCUAUAUUAGCCGUGCAAAGGGAAAACCUGCGGAAGCUAUGUCUGCCGCUGGAUACGACUUUCAUCAAUACAUGGACGAGUGUCUUUGGCGGGCUUUUGCCGGGCUGGGGGUGUUCAUAGAAGAUGAGAUGGGUAGGAAGCCUGUGCAUGUCCCGGUGCAGCACUGA